Molecule: messenger RNA, 3674 nt
Organism: Galleria mellonella (greater wax moth)
Lineage: Eukaryota; Metazoa; Arthropoda; Insecta; Lepidoptera; Pyralidae
Exons: 2
Coding region: 1547-3418 (623 amino acids)
Molecular function (GO): protein dimerization activity; DNA binding
Source: RefSeq, a predicted model, not a curated record
GCAAAGCACCGGGUUUAAACCCGGUGCUUUGGUAAAAACCCAAUAAACACCCAUAAACUCCCAUAAUCACCCAAAAAAAUAGGUUUUUACGUAUUUUUUUGAAAAUAUGUAAGUAAUACCAAUAAAUUAUUUUUAUAAAUUGUAUUGAUCAAUUCUACAAUAUUAAAUAAAACGUUAACUAAUAAUAUUUCAGGAAAUUUUAAAAAUCUAUAUAUAAUAAAAUGAAAGUAAUUAAUUUUCAGUGUUUUCAUGUUGCAGUUGAUCAACAUGUUGGCCUUUUGCUUCCCGUAGAUACUUUAAAAUUUCUUCAUAACACCUCGUUCGCACACAUGGCCGUAUAUAUUUAAAUUCUUGAGCCACUAACAGUCCGAAAUACUCAUUUCUUUUAUCCUCUUCUCCAUAAAUUAAGCAUUUAGAACAGUUUGUUUCUUCUUUCAGUAAAUUUUCUUUUACUUUAGCCUCGUUUUUUUCUUUGUUGCGACGACGCUGGGUAAAUCAUCUGGACACUGGGUCUCACUAUCGCCAAAUAUAUUUGGAGAUCGGCUUCGGCUACGGCUUGGCAGACAUUUUUUUCUUUCUACAAUUUUAAAUUAAAUUUAUUAGAAUAAAUGCUUCGAACACACGCGAUCUAAGUACCUUUUGUGUUUAUUAUACCUUACCUACCUAGGUAUAAAAAGAGUACUUACGUAGAUUUUCUUUUAUUAACUGUUUUAUACGAAGAUCUUGAUCUCUCAAAUUAGCAUCCAUUUUACUUCCAGUGAUUAUCAACUAAAUUAAUAAUCCACAAAGUAUUAAAUAACGUUUUUAUGAAAUAUUUAGCACAAAAACAAUACCCUUUAAAUAUCGAUCGUCAGUAACUGUGGCUGACUUACCUAUAUUCUAGAAAGCAGGACUGCCAGAUGUGAAGGGGAAAUCCCCAAUAAAUUGUUGCAUGUGACUGAUGAUGUGAGCAUGUUCGUUUCAUAAUAAAAAUGUUGCCAGGUAACCAAAAAGUCGUAUGUUUUUGUGCGAAUUACGAUCAUAAUCUUUACGAUCGUACAUUAAAAAAUAGACAAAUAAUAGUAUGAGUACGAUUUAAAUCGUAUAUCUGUCAACCCUGCUAGCAAGACAGCGACAAAAUCACGUUGCAUAACAAUGUAGCCCAAGCUUAUAUCUUAUGAAAUAUACGGAAGAGAUACGGACUUAGAAAAAACAGAAAUGUUGUUCUUUGUGGAAGUCAUUGAUGAAAUUCUAUGUAUUUUAGCCCGCAAACUUUCUUCAAACAAAAACAGCGCCAUCUAGUAUCGAGUUCUGUAAUUAUCUCUUUGUUUAUGGAUUUGAAGUAAGACCGCCACGCAUGCAAUACAUUAUGACUGGGGAUUCCCCUAUUCGUCGACGCUGAAUAUGAGGCGACGACAAUCACUGUCAAACGUGUUCACUAUUACUCUGACUCUGGUAACGUGACUUCCUGGUAACGUGUUAGGUAGGAAAAGCAGUAAAAAAGUGCAUAUUAAGGGAGCAGAUUUGAAAUAAUAUUUAUACUUAACAAGAAAUAAUUAAAGGUUCAAUGGGGAGACCUAAAGAUUUACGCAUAUGGGAGCACUACCGUACUUUACCAAACAAGUCUGUUUCUUGCAAGCUUUGUAAUAAGGUCUACAAAUUCAGUAAUGCUGCCAAAAUGCUUCAACAUCUUAUCACUUGUCCAAAAUCUCCAGAAACAUUAAAAGACUCUAUGAAACUUAUAAAAGAUAGCUCGUCCAAAACCAAAAUGUCUGGACUGUCAGAGAUAGAGACAAAUGAUUCUUUUAUAAGCCCCUCGUCGUCUGCUAACACUACAAUAAAUGCUGAGUUUCAAGACACCGAUGAUCAUAUAAAAACAGAAUUAGCGAGAGCUAUAUUUGUAACAGGGACGCCAUUAUCGAUGGUGCAACAUCCUUUAUGGAUACAAUUUUUCGAAAAAUUGCAACCAAAAUUUAAAAUACCUUCACGUAAAGCUUUAGCGACAAAAUACUUAGAUAAAAUAUAUAGAGAAAUGCGUUUUGAGUUAAAUGAGGAACUAAAUGCUUGUAGUUACUUACACCUUCAGUGCGAUGGCUGGUCUAAUUUAAGAAAUGAAGGAAUAAUAAACUUUCUUAUAUCAAAACCUCAACCUGCAUACGUUAAAAGUUUGAAUACAGAAAGUAAUCCUCACACUAGUGAAUACCUUAGCCAAGAAGUUGAAAAAGUAAUGAAAGUGUAUGGAGCAAAUAAGUUUCUUGUACUUAUUGGCGAUAACGCUAGAAAUAUACAAAAGGCAUUCGAAUUAACAAAACUCAAAUAUCCACAUGUUGUUCCUCUCGGUUGCUGUGCACAUAUCCUUAACUUGUUGUGCCAAGAUAUUGUAAAGAUACAAGAAGUAACUGUGUUUAUUAUGCAAGCCAUAAAUAUAAUAAAAACUGUUAAAAGGAGUCAACGAUUAAGUUCCUUGUUGAUAAAAUCAAGGCAGGGUGAAGAUUCUACACAAACACUAAAAUUGCCUUGUGCUACAAGAUGGGGAAGUCAUGUUACUUCGUUAAAAAGUUUGAAAGCAAAUAAGAUAGCUUUGCAAAUAUUAACAGUUAGAGAAGAUGUGGUAAUUUCAAGAGAUAUUAAAGAUUUAAUUCUAAGUGAUGAUUUCUGGACGAAGACAGGGGAAUGUAUAAGUAUUUUGGAACCAGUCACUGAAAGCAUAUUUUACUUAGAGAGCGACCAGAAUCGUUUGCAUCGCACAUACAUUACAUUUAGAGAUGUACAAGCUAAGAUACGUUUUGCAUUAAAUGAGAUUUCGACAUUGAGCGAAGAAAGCAAACAGCAGAUUCUAACAUCAGUAUCUUCAAGAUGCAAUAUGGCAAUGAGGCCAAUACAUUUUGCAGCAUAUAUUCUAGACCCCAGGACUCUAGGAGUCGAACUUACUCAAGAGGAAGAACUUAAGGGUAUGGAGUUUAUCUACAAUUUAAGCCAACACUUAAGUUUGUCAAAUGUAAUGGCAGAUUUGGCGUGUUAUAAAGCUAAAGAAAACUUUUGGGCCAGAGGAUUUGUAUGGAGCUCAUUAGAUAGCAUUGAGCCCCUAAUAUGGUGGAAAGGUAUUUGUGGUUCCACUGAGUUAAGCAAAGUAGCGAUUCGUAUUCUAUCAGCUCCCUGUACUUCGGCAGCCACUGAGCGUUCCUUUAGUAUCCAAGGCUACAUACAUAAUAACAAAAGAAAUCGACUUACAACUGAAAGAACUGAAAAAAUUUCAUUCAUUUGUUAUAACUGGAAUCUUAAACAUAAAGCUGAAUGCGAGGACAUUCAGUUUAAUGAAGAAAAUACCUUAGAAGCUUUCAUUGAGCAAGUAAAUGAACAUAACAGUUUAGACGAAAUAGAGCCUAUCGAACCUAUACAAUUCAUCGCUUGUAAUAACUCUGAAUCUGACAGUGAUUGACUGUAGUUUUACAUUUUACUUUCAUCUCUUUCUUAAUAAACUCAAAAUCAAAUUAAAAGUUUUUUAUUCUGUAGGCUGCAUAAUAAUAUUGUCUAUGUCCAGUAUAGUGGACGUCUUGCGGCUGAGAUGACGAUGAUGAAGUACAAAAUCAUAAACACCCAAAAAUUUGGGUGUUUAUGGGGUUUAAACCCAAUAAACCCAAAACACCCGGUUUUUACCCACCAGACUUUAAACCCACCCAGGUGGAUUGCCCAUC